This is a messenger RNA of Gordionus sp. m RMFG-2023, 1401 nucleotides long. RefSeq lists its product as uncharacterized. Lineage: Eukaryota; Metazoa; Nematomorpha; Gordioida; Chordodea; Parachordodidae. Bases 1 to 1401 code for a protein of 466 amino acids. The record is from RefSeq and is a predicted model, not a curated record. The transcript is spliced from 2 exons.
AUGAUUUUUAAUAACGAUGAUGGAGAACCACCUUUUGAACGUGAUGUUAAAGUUUAUCCACGAAAUGAUGAUUCAAAUUUAGUUAUCUUAAAUAUUCUUAGCCCAAAUUUAGAUCCUAUGGUGUAUCCUUUACUAUUUCCUUAUGGUGAUCAUGGAUGGCAUACGGAUAUGAAAUUUAAUGGGCCAUUUAACAAGGGAACAAGAUCAAAUAUAACUAUGUUACAUUUAAAAUAUCAAGAGGAAUAUUCAGGGCUUAUGGAUCAUAUUUCUAAAGCAAAUGAUAAUACUAAUUUACCUCUAGGAAAAGCCGUUAUUUUGCCUUCUUCUUUUCAGGGGUCCGAUAGAAACAUGCGUGAACGAUAUCAUGAUGCUAUGGCUAUCGUUUCUAAGUUUGGUAAGCCUGAUUUAUUUAUAACUUUUACAUGCAAUCCCAAUUGGAGGGAAAUUAAAGAAAAUCUUUAUAAAGGCCAGAACCCUUCGGAUAGACCUGAUUUAUUAGCUAGAGUUUUUCAUUUAAAAUUAUCUAAAUUAUUACACGAUAUUAUUAAAAAAGAUUUCUUUGGCAAAUGUUCGGCGUAUGUUUAUACCAUAGAAUUUCAAAAGAGAGGAAUACCUCAUGCUCAUCUGCUCAUUAUAUUAAGCGAAAAUAAUAAAAUUGAAACAACCGAGUGUAUAGAUAAUUUUGUUCGAGCUGAAAUCCCAGAUAAAAAUAUCGAACCCCGAUUAUAUGAUAUUGUAACUCGCUUUAUGAUACAUGGAACAUGUGGUAUUUUGAAUCCUCACUCAUCAUGCAUGGAAAAUGGUUCGUGUACAAAAAAAUUUCCGAAAGAUUUUCAAAAAGAAUCUCAACACAAUGCGAAUCGAUAUCCAUUUUAUCAACGUAGAUAUGAGGGUUUUAUUCAUGUCGGAGGUAAGCCAAUUGAUAAUCGAUAUGUAAUCCCUUAUAACAAAUGUCUAUUAUUAAAAUUUAAUGCACACAUAAAUGUUGAAAUAUGUACAUCAAUAAAAUCCGUCAAAUAUAUUUUUAAGUACGUUUACAAAGGAUACGACUGCGCUAAUAUAGAUCUUAAAACUAAUUCGCUUCAAUCUCAUGAUGAAAUUAGAAUGCAUAUAAAUGCCCGAUAUGUAAGUGCAUGUGAAGCCAUGUGGAGAUUAUUAGAAAAUCGUAUGCAUGAUCGAUCUCACGGUAUGAAUCGAUUAGCAAUACACUUGCCAUUUCAUCAACCGAUAUAUUUUAUAGAAGGACAAGAACGUCAGGCAUUAGAGAAAUCUGCCAGCAGAAAUACUACAUUAACUGCCUGGUUUGAAUUAAAUAAAAAUGAUGUUAAUGCCCGUCAAUAUUUAUAUGUCACUAUACCAUAUCAUUAUACUUUCAGCGAUAAUAAGUGGAAACUUAGAUAA